Lathyrus sativus (Indian pea) is the source of this 1398-nucleotide messenger RNA. The record is from the annotation of a GenBank genome assembly. NCBI's taxonomy places the organism in Eukaryota, Viridiplantae, Streptophyta, Magnoliopsida, Fabales, Fabaceae.
AUGCUUUAUUUGUGGGAAAAAGGGCAUUUCUCAAAAGAAUGUCCUAAUAACACCCAUAAAGCUGCAAAAUUAAUUAACUCUCUUCAACCUCUAGAAGGAGACUUAGAAUAUUUGUAUUCUGAACAAAGCUCUGCUGAUGAAGAAACAAUUUUUUCCCUUCAAGACUCUUCAUUUGAUGAAGCAUCAUUUUCGGAGUCAGAAGAUGAAAGAUAUCUCCCGGUUUACUCCAUCAAAGAGAUAGGCAAUUCUCUUCCUACUACACCACUUCCUUGUAUUGAAGUCCAUGUUCUCGCAACAAAUUUUUCCCAUCCAAAGAAAGUUAUAGCUUAUAUGGACACUGGGGCCCAGAUUACCAUGGUGAAUCCCAACAUUCUCUCUGCAGAAUCAUGGGUGACACAUGCUGCAUACUUUGUAGCAGCGAAUGGAAAAGUUUUCAAGACAAAUCUAAUGACCAAGGAGAAAAUAGGAAUUAAAUUCUUCCCAGACUGCAUAGUCUGGACCAAGGUCAUUGGCAGUAAUCUCCCAAACAAAGAUAUUGUAGUAGGAAUGGAUGUCUAUUCAGCAGCAAUUAAACUCAAAAUUCUCCCCACAGAAAUCAAAUUCAAAAGAGAAUUCAAGCUUUAUUCUGGGAUACUAAAACUAUAUUCACUUUCUAAGGUUCCUGCUGGCUAUGAAGAGAUCAAGUCCAACCUUCUCAGUCUAUGUGCAGAUAGCCAUGAAAAAUUCCGCCACCCAAAACCUCUAUGGAAGAAUAAAGACUUCUUCGUUCAAAUUCCCUUCAAGCUCAAUGAAGAUGUUAAUCCAACCAAGGCCACUCAUCCAGGGAUGAGUCCAUUAGAUUACGCAUUAGCUAGGGAAGAAUCUAACCAACUGCUCAAAAAAGGUCUGAUAGAACCCACCAAAUCAGAAUGGGCUUGCCAAGCAUUCUAUGUGGAAAAGAGAUCUGAAAAGUUGAAGGGAAAAAAGAGGCUAGCAAUUGAUUACAAACCUCUAAAUCAUUUUCUCAAAGAUGAUAAAUUUCCCAUUACAAAAGCCUCGUCCUUAAAUGUUUUCAUCAAAGAUGCCCAAAUCUAUUCUAAGUUCGACCUUAAGUCAGGAUUUUGGCAAUUGGGUAUCGACCCUGAAGAUCGCUAUAAAACGGCGUUCUGCAUUCCUAACGCCCAGUACCAAUGGACCGUGUUACCAUUUGGGCUUAAGGUAGCCCCAUCACUCUUUCAAAAAGCCAUGACUAGAAUUUUUGAGCCCAUCCUCAACAGUAUCCUCAUCUAUAUUGAUGAUGUGUUAUUGUUCUCAAAAGAUGAAAAAACCCAUAAACAAUUAUUGGGCCAAUUUCUUCAAAUAGCCCAUCAGCAUGGAAUGAUGCUCUCUGAAAAGAAAAGUCAAUUGGGACAAACAUAA